CCAAUCACAGGAACGUAGACACCGGUUGAGAGGCGUGUUCAUUCAGAUCCUCUGAUGCUGCUCUGUAGUGAAGAUGGCGGAGAGAGACGGCCAUCUGAAACCCUUAAACGGAAAAAUCCUUUAAUUGCAUGCGGUCUUCAGUAGAGCAUUUGUGUAGUGGCACUGGCAGAAGAUCUGGCCUCCCAGGAUGGAUAGUGCUUAGAUGUGGGCAACGUUUAAGCUGAAUGCAUUGUGAUUUCCAAUAAUUGAGACAGUGAUUUCUAAAAAGCUGUCUACAUUAAUGAAAAGAACAAUGUAGUUAGCUUAUCAUAUUCAACCAUGUACAUGAAUAUUGUUAAAUAGGUGUCUACAGCUGUGUAAUGUAUUCGUGCAUGUAUUAGGGGCUGGAUUUUUAGCUAAAUUAGGCAGAUCCCUUCCCACUUUCAUUCUCGUGUAGUUUUUAAUAGCUUUUUUUUAAAGAAAUUAAACAUGGAUGUGAAUGGGAUUUUACCUCCCCUCCCAUUGGAGCCACCAGAUGCAGUAUUGGCGGGGAAUGAUUACAGUAAAGCACCUCCACCACCUCCCCUGCCAACGUCCAGUGACGCAGAGGAAAUGGACGUUAGCUCUGGUGGUGAUGGACACCAACACACCACAGCAGUGGACAGGGAUGAACAGCUCCUCUUCAACAAACACACAUUGUCCGUUAGCAGUCACCCAUCAGGUAGCCCUGACCCCAUGGCCACGUGCCCUAGAACCGCUCGCCAUGCUCCCCCAGUUACCAAGUUCUUACCUGAUCUCAAACUCCUCAGAGAUGUAAAGAUCAGCGUCAGUUUCUCAGACAGCAGUAAGAGCAAAGACAGGAAGGUGUACACUGGUUUGGGGCAGGUUAGCGAUGAAGAGCAGAGCCUAGAAGGACUGAAUGGUGAAUUGCAUGAUUCUUUAGAGCAGAGAAGUGUGCCGGGCAGCUCGACCAUGACCACUGGUUCCUUAGGGUUAGUUAGAAACAGUGAAGAGCUGGAGACAGAGCAGGAGAACAAGGUUGAGUUUGCCGUGUUGGAUGACCUGGAAGAUUUCAGUGAGAACUUUCUGGAAGCGGAAUAUGGAGAGCCGAGUGGUUUCAGGUCUCAGAUGAUAGUUCAGCAGGAGCAAGCGCACGAGGAGGACCAGAAUUACUCUUAUGAGGAGGACUUUGACAAUGAUGUAGAUGCCCUGCUGGAGGAAGGCAUGCCCAUGCCCAAGAAGAGGCGUCUGGCUGGAGACUGUGAUCACCAUUCAGAUGAGGAGGCCGGAGUUCAGCCCAUGAUGACCAAAAUUAAGACUGUUCUUAAGAGUCGUGGGCGUCCACCAACUGAGCCGUUACCCGAUGGGUGGAUCAUGACAUUCCAUAACUCUGGCAUUCCAGUCUACCUCCACCGGGAAACCAGAGUUGUCACCUGGUCUAGACCUUACUUCCUUGGAACAGGAAGCAUUAGGAAACAUGACCCACCAACCAGUAGCAUUCCCUGCUUGCAUUAUAAGAAAAUGAAGGAAGUAGAAGAACGGGAACAAAAUGGAGAGGUGACUCCGUCUGCAGAGGUGUCUCCAGUGAAAUCUGGUGAGGAGGGCAUCCCAUUGGAGAGAGUCGAUGAACCGGACUCUACUGCCACAGAAGAACCGACCGGCAGACCAACAUCAGAAGAUCCAGAUCUUGACCUCAUGGAGCCAGGAGGAUCUUCAGAGGGGAAGGAGAGCCAAGCCAAUGAUAUUGCACAGGGAGCGCUGGGCCAGGUCAGAGCCAAGGUGGAGGUGUGCAAGGAUGAGUCUGUUGACAUUGAGGAGUUUAGAAGCUACCUAGAGAAGUGCUUUGAUUUUGAGCAAGUGACGGUUAAGAAGUUUCGCACAUGGGCUGAGCGCAGACAGUUCAACAGGGACAUGAAGAGGAAGCAGGCCGAGUCUGAGAGGCCCAUCCUACCAGCCAAUCAGAAGCUCAUCACACUGUCCGUACAAGAUGCCCCCACAAAGAAAGAGUUUGUCAUCAACCCCAACGGGAAGUCAGAAGUGUGCAUUUUGCACGAGUAUAUGCAAAGAGUGCUCAAAGUGCGACCAGUUUACAACUUUUUUGAAUGUGAAAACCCAAGUGAACCCUUCGGAGCCUCAGUCAUUAUAGACGGUGUUACAUAUGGCACAGGAACAGCAAGUAGUAAAAAACUCGCCAAGAAUAAAGCUGCUCGAGCAACACUGGAGAUCCUUAUUCCUGACUUUGUGAAGCAGACGUCUGAGGAGAAGCCUAUAGAAGGAGAUGAACUGGAGUAUUUUAAUCAUAUCAAUAUUGAAGAUUCAAGGGUGUAUGAGCUGACCAACAAAGCAGGUUUACUCUCACCAUAUCAGAUCCUUCAUGAGUGCCUUAAGAGAAACCAUGGCAUGGGUGACACCAGCAUCAAGUUUGAGGUGAUUCCAGGAAAGAACCAAAAGAGUGAAUAUGUCAUGACAUGUGGGAAGCACACUGUACGCGGCUGGUGUAAAAAUAAGAGGGUUGGAAAGCAGCUGGCAUCACAGAAGAUUCUUCAGAUGCUUCAUCCUCACGUGAAGAACUGGGGCUCACUGCUGCGCAUGUACGGCAGAGAAAGCAACAAGAUGGUUAAGAAGGAGAACUCGGAUAAGAGCGUGAUUGAGCUUCAGCAGUAUGCCAAAAAGAACAAGCCAAAUCUUCACAUCCUCAACAAACUAAGAGAAGAGAUGAUGAAGCUGGCUCGAGAAAGGGAGGAGGCAAGAAAGAAGCCGAAGAUGACUAUAAUGGAGUCCGCUCAACCUGGCAGUGAACCUCUGUGUACUGUUGACGUCUAGCAAACCCUUUGUCCAGCAUUUUGUGUUAGCAGAUAGCACUGACCAAUGGUAAUGGUUCUAUAACAAAAGGUCAUCAUCGUACCAUUACUGACUUAUGCAUUACUUUGCAGUGCAAAAUGGCAAUACUAGUUACAUUUUUAUCAGAUUAAUGAGCUCCGUUCCCAAUCCAGUUAUUGCCCAUAAAGUAUGGGUUAGGUAACAGUCAUAUACAUGCACUAAGGGAAGGUAGAAUGAGCAUUAAAUACCUCCAGGUGCACUUCUGCACCUGAACGUGCACAAAUAUAAUGACGGCUGUUGACAAUAAUAUGCCUAUAUUGAGGAGAAUCAUACAAAUGAUGUAUGUGAAGUAUUAUAGAUGCUUUUAAGUUUGUGGCUUUUAGAUGUUAAUAAAAUGUUGCUUUUUCCCUUCUUAAACGGCAAAUUCAUUUCAUAUUUACUGUGGAACCACAGAUUUCAGAGACAGACUAUCUCGGUACUCAUAACUGAUGCGUUUGAACAGAUAUGCCUGUCAUUUUACAGGGAUUUGUUCCUUUAUGUCUGCUUUUGUGGCAUGCAGAGUUGUUCAUUCAGUGCACGUAAUCUUUUAUCUGGAAAAUAGGGUUUAUAAUGGCUUAAAGUGUGUUGGUUUUCUUCAGUGGCCAUGUCUAGUUCUUAUUGGCAUGUGAAGCAUUUAAAUGUUGUAUUUCUAAAGCAUUUCAUGUGCACACUUCCAACUGCUGUUAAGAAAUGCACUUACUUGCUUGAGUGGAAUGAACAACCUUUGUGUUUUUGUUUUAAUUAAGGAGUGAUGUAUGCCAAUGGUUACCUUGAUCAGUUGCUCUACUUAUUCAGAAAGCACUGCAGAGAAAACACAAGCACAAGUGUUUGAGGUACUGUAGUUAGUAGAGGUACAAGACAUCAGGGAGACAGGAUGCUAGUGCGCGCUACUUAAGCUAUGUUUUUUUUGGUAUUUUUACAUUUCGUUAUGCUCUGAUAUAAUCUAACUUGCAUUAGAGGUUGGUUGGCAAUCUUCAGUAGGAAAAAAAUGGUAUAUGUUGCCUUAGUUUUUCCUCUUUUAUUGAUGGCGCCUUGUUUGAGUCUGCAUUUGUGAUGCUAUACAUUAUGUAUUUGCUGUGGAGUGAUGCUUGCUUUCUUGCAUUGAUAUUUUAGGGGGAAAAAAUGCCUUCUACGCAUGUGCUUUUUUUUUGUGUUUGUCUUAAAUUUUUCGGUAUGGUUUUGUGGUCAUUUGCUGCGGUGGGUGAUUGUGUGCACAUUUUGUUCAGAUGUUAUCACAGUGGUGUAUUAAAUAGUUUGAACUUUAUUCAUUAUUUCAUAAGGCAGUCUACCUAAAAACAAAGGUGGUAACUCCAUACCUCGAAGAAAAUCAGACCAUGUCGUUAUAUUCAAUAGCUUGAAGAACAGUGUGAACCAAAGCUUUAAGUCUUAUGCAUUUUUUUUAGAAUAUUGCUGCAUUCAUUAAAUGUAUAUAAACAUAUAU
Messenger RNA from Sinocyclocheilus rhinocerous, 4279 nucleotides. Its product is annotated as microprocessor complex subunit DGCR8-like. The record is from RefSeq and is a predicted model, not a curated record. Gene Ontology annotation, biological process: primary miRNA processing. Bases 469 to 2802 code for a protein of 777 amino acids. Gene Ontology annotation, molecular function: primary miRNA binding; identical protein binding; heme binding. Lineage: Eukaryota; Metazoa; Chordata; Actinopteri; Cypriniformes; Cyprinidae. The transcript is spliced from 14 exons. Gene Ontology annotation, cellular component: microprocessor complex.